This is a messenger RNA of Nerophis ophidion (straightnose pipefish), 675 nucleotides long. RefSeq lists its product as uncharacterized. The transcript has 8 exons. The record is from RefSeq and is a predicted model, not a curated record. NCBI's taxonomy places the organism in Eukaryota, Metazoa, Chordata, Actinopteri, Syngnathiformes, Syngnathidae.
AUGAAAGAGAAAGAGUGGGGAAAGAAGAAGAGUGAUGAAAGAAGAAAAGUGAUGAAAGAAGAAGGAAAGAAGAACAGUGAUGAAAGGAGAAAGAGUGAAGAAGGAAAGAAGAACAGUGAUGAAAGGAGGAAGAGUGAUGAAAGAAGAAGAAAGAAGAGUGGUGAAAGAAAAGAGUGAGGAAAGAAGAAAAGUGAGGAAAUGAGGAAGUUUGAGAAAAGAAGAAGCAAGGAAAGAAGAAGAGAAGAAAGAAGAAGAAGUGAGGAAAGAAGAAGAGAUGAGGAAAGGAGGAAGGAUGAGAAAAGAAGUAGAGUGAGGAAAAAAAAGAGUGAGGAAAGAAGAAGAAGUAAUGAAGAAAAGAAAAAGAGCAAGGAAAGAAGAAGAGAAGAAAGAAGAAGAAAGAGUGAGGAAAAAAGACAUGAAAGAAAAAGAGUGAGGGAAGAAGAAGAGUGAGGAAAGAAGAUGAGUUGGGAAAGAAGAAGAGAGGUGGAAGAAGAAGUGAGGAAAGCAGAAGAGAGGUGAAAAAAGAAGAGUGAGGAAAGAAGAAGAGUGAAGAAAAGAGGGAGAGUGAGGAAUAAGGAGAAGACUGAUGAAAGAAGAAAGAGUGAUGAAAGAAGAAGAAGUGAGGAAAGGAGGAAAGUUGAGAAAAGAAGAAGAGUGAUGAAAGAGGAAGAGUGA